AUGCGACGAACUCCCCGUGAAGCCCGUUUUGAAAUCAAGCCAUCGGAUACAACAGAGUUUAUUGCCGCUGGAGGAUCAGCAUUGGUUUAUGGCAUAGACGCUAAGAGCGUUCGAAAAGACUUUCAUGACGAUGGAGCAUGCAGGGCAGAGUGUGAAGUGUAUAAGCGGCUUGGCACACACCCUCAUAUCGCCAAAUUGCUGAAAGUACGAGAGGAUGGCUCUCUGAUUCUUGAGCGAGGGACGUCUCUUCGAACGAUACUUCAAGGCCACUCUGCACAAGAGAUACCGAUACAAACAAAAGUCAAGUGGUUGAAAGACGCAGCUGAAGGCUAUUUGUAUUUACACAGCCUGAACAUCAUUCACGCCGAUGUUGGAUGUCAUAACUGGAUCCUGACAGCAGAGCAGGAUGUAAAGUUGAUUGACUUUGAAGGCUGCAGUGUUGAUGGGAAAGUUUCACGUUCUUGCUAUGAAUGGUUUAGCAAUGGCCAACUCACGCCCGGGGUGAGUAAACAAACAGAUAUCUUCGCCUUUGGCUGUGCUGUUUAUGAGGUCGUCACAGGGCAGCCACCACACUAUGAGCAGAUAAAAUUCGAAGACCGGUCCAUUCGAGUUAAAAAGCUAUACGCUAAUGGAGAAUAUCCUGACGUGACACAUCUUCCUCUUUGUAAUUUAAUGCAAAAUUGCUGGAGAGGAGCUGUGGGCUCCAUGGCUGAGAUUGUUCGGGAACUAGAGGCAUUUCAUUGA
Messenger RNA from Exserohilum turcica Et28A, 744 nucleotides. RefSeq lists its product as uncharacterized. The transcript has a single exon. Gene Ontology annotation, biological process: protein phosphorylation. The record is from RefSeq and is a predicted model, not a curated record. Bases 1 to 744 code for a protein of 247 amino acids. Lineage: Eukaryota; Fungi; Ascomycota; Dothideomycetes; Pleosporales; Pleosporaceae. Gene Ontology annotation, molecular function: ATP binding; protein kinase activity.